AUUGCUCGUUGGUCGUAAUCUAGGGUUACCAGGGUGCAGGAAAUCCUUAGUCGUUUAUCACUGGUAGAAUUUAAAAGGUGAAAUACGAGUUUCAUCGUAUGGCAAACCAAUAUGACCUCCCACUGACAUUUUUUGAUGCAGUUUUAUGGCUGUCCUACCUCCAGCAACGGUGAUCUGAUAGAGGGGCAUCAAGCAGAUUUGACCUUCACUUCCUGUUUCCUCUCAACACACUCAUCACAUGCGUCGUCGUCGUCUUCUCUUGAUUUAUUUUGUCGAGCCUCCCCGUCGCUUCACUUCAGUUAUAUUUCUGGUUCAUCUGGAGUCAUGGCAAACCUUUGGUUUUACUCUCCAGUGAUUUUUCUCUCUCUAUCCAUCCACAUUGCUUUUAAUCAAGGGCAAUUAAAAGCUGAUCCCAUUAGCGCAAGGGUCGCUGGGGUUUUCAUGAUCCCUGAAACCGGUACAUACCAGUUCACCGCCGCCGAAGCGAGGGACGCUUGUCUCAGGCUGAAUGCUACCAUAGCGACCAGAGAGCAAAUGGUGGUGGCGCUGCAGAGUGGAUUUGAAACGUGCAGCUUUGGAUGGACGGAUGAUGUGAAGAAAGGGAUCAUCCCACGCAUAACCCCAGAACAGAACUGUGGGAAGAGCGUAGUAGGGUUGGGCACUUGGAGUGUGCCGGAAAGCAAGCGCUUUACCGCUUUCUGCUUCAAACCAGAAGAUGCACCCACCACAACCGCCAUCGCUGCGGCCUUCAAGCCAACGGCUACAGCAACGAGGAAGCGUUAUGCCCGGCCCACCGCCUCCCCCACCCAAGUACCCAGACACACCCAGACUCCACCCUCAACCAAACCACGACGGAGAUCCCCCCCGAGACCUGCUCCUCGUGAUCCCGUUCGUUCGCCAAAACCGACUGGGCGUUCCUCUUGGUAUUCUUCCUCUUCCUCCUCCCCUUCUUCCCUCGCUACGUCCAGCACCUCCUCACUCCCGCUCCCCUCGACGGCUCCUCGUGGUACGCAUCGCGUGGUGACCUCGAGGACCCCCGCCAGGAAGCGGAAAUCCACCCCUGCUACCCCUGUGCGGGCCUCCAGCUUAUCUAGCUUCCUUCUACACCCCUCCUCCUCCACCAGCCCCACCACCACCACCACCACCACCACCACCACCACCACCACGAGAAGCCCCUCUGAGAACAAGCUCCUCCACCCCUCCAAGGGGUCUUUAGGAGGCCUCCAGGUGGCUCUUAUUGUGGUGGGACUUGUUGUUCUGGUGGUCUCUAUUGCCGCUGCCUCCUGGUACUGCAAACUGCAAAGGUUUUUAUUUCCCCCGCCGCGGGCCCGACCCCGGCAGACUAGGGAUGAGGCGGAGACCGAGAUGUCGAAGCAAGAGAGUGAUACGCACCUGCAGACCCAACUGUCAGAGGAGGCAAAGACCGAAGGCAAGAACGCCAACGAGGCCAAACCAUGCAUCCGUCCAUCAGACAACAACACCAUCGCCGCGUUGUAGGUGGAGUGGCUGCUUUUUACAGCAGUUUCUGUAAAGCGGUAAAAGCCUUGGAACAGUUUUUUUGAGCGUUUACUUGUGUGUUUGUGUGAGGGACUGUGUGCGUGAGUUCUUUUCAGAAAAAGAGGGUUGGUUCAUUAUUCAUGUUCUAUUUUCUGGUGAGGAAAAGUGUAUCAUUAAAUGUAUUCACAUUGUUUUAUAAAAUAAAAUAAUAAAAACAUUCAUGGUUCAA
Molecule: messenger RNA, 1726 nt
Organism: Gadus morhua (Atlantic cod)
Lineage: Eukaryota; Metazoa; Chordata; Actinopteri; Gadiformes; Gadidae
Gene: lyve1b
Product: lymphatic vessel endothelial hyaluronic receptor 1b
Exons: 6
Coding region: 136-1497 (453 amino acids)
Biological process (GO): cell adhesion
Cellular component (GO): plasma membrane
Molecular function (GO): transmembrane signaling receptor activity; hyaluronic acid binding
Source: RefSeq, a predicted model, not a curated record